ACGUAAAUCACCGCGUGUAAAACCAGUAGCAAUCGAUCACUGGCCAACGGUGGGACACGAUGGAUUCAACUAACGAUCAACGAGCCUCUCUACCACUGGCAAUUGGUCCAUUGGCGAUCUUCAAAGCGACGCUUCAGCGACAUUCGGCCGUGUACCAUGUUAUUGCAGACGUGGCCAAACAGUAUCGUAUCCCGUAUGUGCAUACUUCGCGCUCAUCUGUUGCCAUGGAAACACUGAUCGAUCCAGAUCGGAGCGUUGUACGAUGGCUCGAGCUGUUCCCGUUCGAGGAUGCACGCAUUCUCCGCUCGCUGGUACGACGUGCCGAGAAGUGUCGUUUCCGGGCCAUCGUACUGACGCUCGACGAAAAUGCACAACACAUCAAUACGAGCCUGGAGGAUAGUCAGCCGGCGCGAAAAGAAUCCUUUAGCCAACCCGACUUUCAGGACCUUACAGAUGAUUUCAUACGAGCAGAAGCAACGGCUAUCAUUCUCAACAUCGGUCCUUAUACACCUUUCGAAGAAUUCGUAACACAAUUGACCACAAUUAUGCUGUAUCCGAGAAUGCAAGAUUCGGUUUACGCUGGCGGCAGUUGCUUCACAGAAGACGAAGUAGCAGAAUUGGUGAAAAAAGGUAUCAAAAGAAUUUUUAUCGAUCUACCAGCACUAUUUGGUUUGAUUAUUGAUGGAGGUAAUGGUGUGUCUAAUGUGUUGGAAAUUUAUAAAAGAAAGCUUCCAAAUAGUUGAAGGUUUUGAGAAGGGAAAGAAAACGCUUCAUGAGGAAUGUCAGUAAUUCAUCCCAAUCAGCUGUUCAAUAAAAAUAAAACGGCAGAGUUUGU
Molecule: messenger RNA, 835 nt
Organism: Anopheles darlingi
Lineage: Eukaryota; Metazoa; Arthropoda; Insecta; Diptera; Culicidae
Product: 2-Hydroxyacid oxidase 1-like
Exons: 3
Coding region: 60-743 (227 amino acids)
Molecular function (GO): oxidoreductase activity
Source: RefSeq, a predicted model, not a curated record